AUGGAUGCUGCUUCCAAAUCCUCCCCGGAUCCCUCCUCCUCCGAUCACUCCGCAAUUGUCUCCCCCGACUCAGAGAAGCUCCCAACGCUUGAGCAGAUGAUCGCGGAGGUCUCUGAGCUGGAUGACCACGAAGAUGACGGCGGCGCUGCCAAAAACUACAUCGACGACGGUGAAAAGAAGCAGGAGCCAGCGCUGCAAGAUGAGGCUGAAGAGAUGAUGUAUCGCCUCGAGCUCACCAUGACGAUGACCGAAGAUAUCAGCGACUACAACGUCAAAGCCCUGUCGAGAGCGAUGAAGGCCAUUGAGGAAGCCGUGAAGAAUUUGAGGAAGCGCUUGGAGUCCGCUGAAAUCUUAAUCGAGAAGAUUGAGAAGUCGGUGUUCCCCUGA
Molecule: messenger RNA, 387 nt
Organism: Microthlaspi erraticum
Lineage: Eukaryota; Viridiplantae; Streptophyta; Magnoliopsida; Brassicales; Brassicaceae
Source: the annotation of a GenBank genome assembly